Molecule: messenger RNA, 393 nt
Organism: Cutaneotrichosporon cavernicola
Lineage: Eukaryota; Fungi; Basidiomycota; Tremellomycetes; Trichosporonales; Trichosporonaceae
Exons: 2
Coding region: 1-393 (130 amino acids)
Source: RefSeq, a predicted model, not a curated record
AUGGUCGCUGCCGACACUUGGAAGUUUCUCGGCCUGACGGUCGCGGCCGGCUAUUCGACGUUGGGCACCUGGGCCCUCCUCGCUCCGCGAAACUGCGCAGAGACGUUAUUCUUGCCCCGUCCCUCCUCGCCAGAGUCACUACACUCUGGCGACGUCGAGCGGUACUCGCGCCUCCUAGGUGCGCGUGACCUGAGCAUGGCAGCCGCCAUGCUGUGGUUCGUGCGCAGUGACGACUGGCGUGCCAUGGGCCAGAUGAUUCUCGCGGGCACGUUUCUGGCUGCCGCCGACUCGUGGGCUGCAUGGAACGCCAAGGGCGCUGCUCUAGGACUGGUGCUGGCGGCGGGUUCCGCCUUUUGGAGUCUCAUCGGGUAUGCGCUAGUCUACUGGAUCUAG